Syzygium oleosum is the source of this 1667-nucleotide messenger RNA. Its product is annotated as 2-alkenal reductase (NADP(+)-dependent)-like. The transcript is spliced from 5 exons. Gene Ontology annotation, molecular function: 2-alkenal reductase [NAD(P)H] activity. The coding region runs from base 373 to 1416 and encodes 347 amino acids. The record is from RefSeq and is a predicted model, not a curated record. Gene Ontology annotation, biological process: response to oxidative stress. Lineage: Eukaryota; Viridiplantae; Streptophyta; Magnoliopsida; Myrtales; Myrtaceae.
GGCCAUGAUCAAUCUCGGCCACAUUCGACCCGACGACGAAGGAGAAGCCCCCCACCGACCAAGAAGAGCGGCGCCGUAAUGACCAAAUGAUGUCGUGUUCCUCGCGGAGCAUCUCCAGAACCAUCUGGCUCGCGCUCCUCAUCAUCCUCCACACGCGCAUCUGCAUCGUCGCCGUACCCCCUCGACAACUGUUCCCACUGACUGACACGCACGAAAGGUCAUCCUUUUUUUCCUUGUCGCGCAGGGCCUCCUCACGCGUUACACGCCCAGCAUCCGAGUCGCUAAAAGCGAUACCGGCAUUCACGCACUCCACAGCGCCUGCUCUCCUUCUGGGUGUCUCGAGUUUCGACGGGAAAGAGCAGCGAGGGAGCGAUGGCGAGCGACAGUGGAGAGGUAAGGAACAAGCAAGUGGUGUUCGGGGGCUACGUGAGCGGUUUCCCCAAGGAGACGGACAUGGCGGUGCGUGAAUCCACCAUGGAGCUGCGCCUCCCGGAGGGAUCGAGCGGCCUUCUCGUGAAAAAUCUCUACUUGUCCUGCGAUCCGUACAUGAGGACCCGCAUGGCGAAGCUCGAUGUCCCGGGCUAUGUCGAUUCCUUCAAGCCUGGUUCGCCUAUUACUGGAUAUGGAGUAGCUAGAGUUUUGGAAUCUGGGCAUCCAAACUUCAAGAAAGGCGACUUGCUUUGGGGUUACACUGGAUGGGAGGAGUAUAGUCUAAUUACCGCGCAAGAAACUUGCUUUAAGAUUGAACACACCGAUGUUCCUCUGUCUUACUACACUGGCCUUUUGGGUAUGCCAGGCAUGACGGCUUAUGCCGGGUUUUUCGAGGUAUGCUCUCCUAAGAAAGGAGAGACUGUUUUCAUAUCAGCUGCAUCAGGAGCCGUUGGUCAGCUUGUUGGGCAGUUUGCAAAGUUGUUUGGUUGUUAUGUCGUCGGCAGCGCCGGUAGCAAAGAGAAGGUUGAUUUGCUGAAGAACAAGUUUGGAUUCAAUGAUGCUUUCAACUACAAGGAGGAACUGGAUCUGGAUGCAGCACUGAAAAGAUGCUUCCCCGAGGGGAUCGAUAUCUACUUUGAAAAUGUUGGCGGAAAGAUGCUUGAUGCGGUGCUGCUCAACAUGAAAAUUCAUGGCCGAAUCGCGGUAUGUGGAAUGAUCUCACAGUACAACCUCGAGCAGCCCGAAGGCGUACGCAACUUGAUGAACAUUAUAAUGAAGCGGGUUCGAAUGGAAGGUUUCUUGGUGUUCGAUUACUAUCAUCUCUACCCGAAGUUCCUGGAGAUGGUAUUGCCUCAGAUCAAAGAGGGGAAGAUUGUGUAUGUGGAAGACAUGGCCAAGGGUCUUGAGAACGCUCCGGCAGCUCUCAUCGGGCUGUUCUCCGGCCGCAAUGUCGGGAAACAAGUGGUAGUGGUUUCUCACGAAUGAGUCAGCUUUCUGUACUUUUUCUUGGGCGUAGUCUCCUCUUUUCUCAUGUUUUCAAAAUGGUUUCAUUUCUGUUUGUCUUUGUGUUGCCGUUCCGUUGUGCGAGGACAUAGAGGUUGUUUCUUUCUUUGGGGAUACAGAGGACGCUUGGUUGUAAAUGUGUCUCGUGUAACAUGGGACCAUCUGGUUGGGUUGUUUUCAGGUAGCAAUGUUGGAAAACUGGUGGUUUGUAGCUUUUCGCGAAUGAGUCGCUU